AUGACGUCUCUGUGCAGACACACAGACAUCUCCAAGCACUACCCCUCCCUCUCCAAGCACUACCCAGACCCCUCCUCCAAGCACUACCCAGACCCCUCCUCCAAGCACUACCCAGACCCCUCCAAGCACUACCCAGACCCCACCUCCAAGCACUACCCAGACCCCACCUCUCCCAUACCCCCUCCAAGCACUACCCAGACCCCCCCUCCAAGCACUACCCAGACCCCCCCGCAACACUACACAGACCCCUCCCCCUCCAAGCACUACACAGACCCCUCCCCCUCCAAGCACUACACAGACCACUCCCCCUCCAAGCACUACCCAGACCCCUCCUCCAAGCACUACCCCUCCUCCUCCUCCACCAAGCACUACCCAGACCCCUCCUCCAAGCACUACCCAGAACCCUCCUCCAAGCACUACCCAGACCCCUCCCCCUCCAAGCACUACACAGAUCCCUCCUCCAAGCACUACACAGACCCCUCCUCCAAGCACUACCCAGACCCCUCCCCCUCCAAGCACUACACAGACCCCUCCCCCUCCAAGCACUACACAGACCCCUCCCCCUCCAAGCACUACACAGACCCCUCCCCCUCCAAGCACUACACAGACCACUCCCCCUCCAAGCACUACCCAGACCCCUCCUCCAAGCACUACCCCUCCUCCUCCACCAAGCACUAUCCAGACCCCUCCUCCAAGAACUACCCAGACCCCUCCUCCAAGCACUACCCCGCCCCCUCCCCCUCCAAGCACUACACAGACCCUCCUCCAAGCACUACACAGACCCCUCCCCCUCCAAGCACUACACAGACCCCUCCCCCUCCAAGCACUACACAGACCCUCCCCCUCCAAGCACUACACAGACCACUCCCCAGCACUACACAGACCCCUCCUCCUCCAAGCACUACACAGACCCCCUCCAAGCACUACCUAGACCCCUCCUCCAAGCACUACCCCUCCUCCUCCUCCACCAAGCACUACACAGACCCCUCCCCCAGGCACUACACAGACCCCUCCCCCUCCUCCAGGCACUACCCAGACCCCUCCUCCAAGCACUACCCAGACCCCUCCCCCUCCAAGCACUACACAGACCCCUCCUCCAAGCACUACACAGACCCCUCCUCCAAGCACUACCCAGACCCCUCCCCCUCCAAGCACUACACAGACCCCUCCCCCUCCAAGCACUACACAGACCCCUCCCCCUCCAAGGACUACACAGACCCCCCCUCCAAGCACUACACAGACCACUCCCCCUCCAAGCACUACACAGACCCCUCCCCCAGGCACUACACAGACCCCUCCCCCUCCUCCAAGCACUACACAGACCCCUCCCCCACUCCCAGACCCCCCCCCCAAGCACUACCCAGACCCCCCUCCAAGCACUACCUAGACCCCUCCUCCAAAUCUCGAGACCAGUUUACCCUUACCACCAGAGGCAAGUCUUUCAAAGAAUGA
Oncorhynchus keta (chum salmon) is the source of this 1452-nucleotide messenger RNA. RefSeq lists its product as uncharacterized. The record is from RefSeq and is a predicted model, not a curated record. The transcript has 5 exons. NCBI's taxonomy places the organism in Eukaryota, Metazoa, Chordata, Actinopteri, Salmoniformes, Salmonidae. Bases 1 to 1452 code for a protein of 483 amino acids.